Mya arenaria is the source of this 1219-nucleotide messenger RNA. RefSeq lists its product as uncharacterized. The transcript has a single exon. The record is from RefSeq and is a predicted model, not a curated record. The coding region runs from base 388 to 1089 and encodes 233 amino acids. NCBI's taxonomy places the organism in Eukaryota, Metazoa, Mollusca, Bivalvia, Myida, Myidae.
AAACAGUUUGACCUCGCCGUACUCGACUUCUCCAAAGCGUUCGACAAGGUGCCACACAGACGACUCUUGGCUAAACUAGACCACUACGGUAUUCGAGGAACUACUCUGCCUUGGAUUAGAUCGUUUCUGUCAAACAGAUCCCAGAGGGUAAUUGUUGAUGGCGCUACGUCCGAGCCAGCACCCGUAGUCAGCGGAGUCCCACAGGGAAGCGUACUCGGGCCCAUAUUAUUUCUGGCGUUUAUCAACGAUCUGCCACUUCAGGUUUCAUCCAGCACGAGACUGUUCGCCGAUGACUGUGUGGUUUACAGACAGAUAGACAACCAAUCAGACUGCAACCAACUACAAACUGAUCUACACAACCUAGCUAAAUGGGAAGAAAAGUGGGGGAUGUCCUUCCAUCCGGAAAAGUGUAGCAUCUUGCGGGUUCACAGGAAGAGAUCUCCAACUGUACACGAUUACAAACUUAAGGGCCAUACAUUAGAAACAGAAGACUGUACAAAAUACCUUGGUUUGAACAUCUGUACCAACCUCUCCUGGGACACUCACAUCAGUAAGAUCGCUAAGAAGGGCAAUUCAACCUUGGGAUUUCUUCGACGCAAUCUACGUAUCUCAAGUGAAGAAACGAAAGCCCGCGCCUACAACGCUCUAGUGCGCCCACAACUUGAGUAUUGCUCAACAGUCUGGAACCCCUACACCAAAACACACAUUAGGAGGCUUGAAAUGGUUCAGAGAAGAGCUGCAAGGUAUGUGACAAAACGCUAUCACAACACCAGUAGUGUAACAUCCAUGCUGGAAGAUCUUGGAUGGGAGACCUUAGAAUCGCGUAGGACCAAGGCACAACUGACCAUGAUGUAUAAGAUCGUGAACAACCUGGUCGACAUACAAGCUGAUUCCUACCUCACUCCCUCCAACCGCUCCACAAGAACCUCUAACAACAGGAACUUUACACAGAUAUCGACUUCUACCUCUUACUACAAGUUCUCCUUCUUUCCACGGACCAUCACAGAGUGGAACAAGCUACCAUCAAGCAUUGUUGAAGCCCCAGACUUGGUAUCCUUCAAGCAGGGGCUGUCCACCGUCUUCUCUUAAGGGUUAGGGGUCAGUUACAAGUAGCUUUCGAGGAUUCUUAAGGCUGUGCCGGCAGUGGCCACCAUAACCGGAUUGGCUUAGGUUAAGGAGGUGAAAACGUAACUGACAAUAAGUACUUUAGACUUUUUCU